Messenger RNA from Anthostomella pinea, 612 nucleotides. The record is from the annotation of a GenBank genome assembly. Lineage: Eukaryota; Fungi; Ascomycota; Sordariomycetes; Xylariales; Xylariaceae.
AUGGCCAACCCACGCGUAGAGGAACUGCCCGACGACGAGCCUAAGAAGGUCGGUGUCGAAGAGCAGGAGGAUGACGACAGCUCCGACUCCGAGAUCGAGGCCGGCGAAGGUGGCGCUUCCGGCUCCAACGUCAUGGUCCACUCCCGCAACGAGAAGAAGGCCCGCAAGGCCAUCGAGAAGCUUCACCUCCAGCGCGUCUCUGGUAUUACCCGAGUUACCCUGCGACGACCGAAGAACAUCCUCUUCGUGAUUAACAAUCCCGAAGUCUACAAGUCGCCUAACAGCAACACCUACAUUGUCUUCGGUGAGGCUAAGAUUGAGGACCUUAACUCGGCCGCCCAGCAAGCCGCUGCUCAGUCCAUUGCUGCCGGAGGCGGUGAGCACGACCACUCCGGCCACGACCACAGCCAUGGCGAGACUAAGGCUGUCGCGGCUUCCGAGGAGAAGCAUGACGAUGACGAAGAUGACGAGGAGGUGGAUGCCGACGGUCUUGAGGAUAAGGACAUCGAGCUCGUCAUGACUCAAGCCAACGUCUCUCGGAAGAAGGCCGUCAACGCACUGAAGGAGAACGACAAUGAUAUAGUAAACUCUAUCAUGGCUCUCAGCAUUUGA